Molecule: messenger RNA, 1146 nt
Organism: Brassica napus (rape)
Lineage: Eukaryota; Viridiplantae; Streptophyta; Magnoliopsida; Brassicales; Brassicaceae
Exons: 2
Coding region: 504-974 (156 amino acids)
Source: RefSeq, a predicted model, not a curated record
AUAUUUAGGAGACUCAAAAUGGAGAUCUAAGUGUUGCAGAUGCUUUAAUAGAUGACGAUAUCAAGUGAAAAUAUGUUAUACCCAUGAUUCAUGAAUGUCACAUUUUCGCAUUAUUUUCCAGAAUAAACUUAAAUUUCAUAUUUAAAAUAUUCUUUGAUUGUUUUUUUGCAAGUAUGCUUAAUCCUUUCUUAAAUCUAAAGUAUUUUCUAUCUUUGCUUAAUUAAAUACAGUUUUCAGUUCUUUCUUUGAAAAUAUUUUCAAAAAAUGAUGUGCAAGAAAAGGGAAACAUGUGUAUCCCCAAAAAGCUACUAGAGUUCACGUAAAAGAUAUUUUGAAAACCUGAAAGCUUUCACACUCUCUCACUUUAUCCCCCCCUCCCCCCACAUUGCUCACUCUUUCUCUUUUAGAUUUUAGUUACUCCCUCUCUCUCCCUUCUUUUGGCAUGGCUGAGCCAAGAACACAAUACAGUGAAUGCAGCUAACAAGAAAUAUCAAAACAACGACAUGAGAGAGCUAGAGAGCUUCAAAAUGACGUCACUACAUCAGAACCUUCAAUGGCCACCGGUGGGAGCUCCAACGAAUAUCCGACAAGAGGAGCCAUGGAGAUCUCAGUUCAACGAUCCAGUCAACGCUGUUUCCUUUGGUUUUAUCGCCACCGCCAUUCUCAUCUCAAUGUUCAUCGUCAUGGCCAUCUUCGAAAUGCUUAUUCGAGCCACCACCACUAACUCACAUUCUUCUCCGGGUCAGGUCCUUUCGGAUCUAGAGUCGCGGGUGGGGCUCAAUGGCCUUGCAUUUUCUAAGUUUGGUUGCGAAUCUCCCAAGUUAGGUGUGUACUCAAAAGGGGUCUCUGUGUUAAUGCCAGGAGACAAUGUACCUACAUUCAUUGCUCACCAUGCACCCGUACCCGUGCCCGCACUUGCAGACAAAAAGUCCAACACUCCAAGUUCCAGCUCAAACUCCAUUCAAGAAUGUUAACAAUUCUAGAUUUUCAUUAUUCAGUGUUUUGUUCCUAUGUGAUUGUGGCAGCUUUAUCUCUUAGAUUAAAGGAGGUUGUUAUGAGUAUCUUUUCGUAGAUAUAACUAAAGGAACCAAGCUGCUAAAGCCUGGCUUAAGUAUAUAAGUAUUUAAGAUUUGCCAGAUUUUAAAA